This is a messenger RNA of Epinephelus lanceolatus (giant grouper), 465 nucleotides long. Lineage: Eukaryota; Metazoa; Chordata; Actinopteri; Perciformes; Serranidae. The record is from RefSeq and is a predicted model, not a curated record.
UCAGGUGUCACAGUAAGCACAGCGAUGGAUCUGCAUAAGAGAAUCAUUGGAGGUCGUGAGUGUCCUCACAGUGAACGUCUGUACCAUGUCAAAAUAACUGAUGACGCUGAUGAUAUACUCUGUGGUGGAUCUCUAAUCAGUAACCAGUGGUUUCUGACUGCAGCUCACUGCUUACAGGACUCUAUGACAGUAUUUUUAGGUGCGCACCCAGGUCCAGAAACAGAAGUGCAGAUCACAACACAUGAGAUCUUUAGGGACGACCUGGAAAGACCUCAUGACAUCAUGCUGGUGAGACUAUCUCACCCCACUAACAUUAUCCCAGUACGACUUCCUGACUGUGCACAUCGUCCCAAUAUACGUGAUCCAGUUCAGAUUGCAGGUCAUGGACCCACAGCUGCAGGCCCACAAGGUGAAAGAGGUGAGAUGAAGCUUCUGCGCAUCAUUGACUUUCCUGAAUUCUCUUAG